Molecule: messenger RNA, 3542 nt
Organism: Pecten maximus
Lineage: Eukaryota; Metazoa; Mollusca; Bivalvia; Pectinida; Pectinidae
Product: disintegrin and metalloproteinase domain-containing protein 10-like
Exons: 15
Coding region: 468-2756 (762 amino acids)
Biological process (GO): membrane protein ectodomain proteolysis; Notch signaling pathway
Cellular component (GO): plasma membrane
Molecular function (GO): metalloendopeptidase activity
Source: RefSeq, a predicted model, not a curated record
UCAUUAUAUUUACAAGUUAUUGACAUUAUAUGGAUCGUUAUGAAGAGAGAAGACAUUGGCCUUCCCGGCAACUGAACAUGAAGGUAUCCGCGUGCAUCUAAACAGCGUCACAACCGGAAGUAUACUAUCUAGUCUCUCUACUAUAUAUAUCUUUUCACUCCCUGCCCAUAUACUGGAAGGUUGGGCAGUGGCAUAUGAUUCAGUUGUCAUCGACCUCGCGUUUUUACGAGGAGGAUAUAUAAUUAACAAAUCAUUGUGUACUUGAACCAAGUCUGGACCCGAACCCGAUAAAUACGGUGUCAGUGUGUAUUAUACAGGUGUGUUCUGCAGAUACCAGAGCAAUUCAUCAGCUAUCGAAGAAGACACGAGUUGAUGGAAUCCUCUUAAUAAGUAUAUUUCUAUCGACCUACUCUAAAGUAUACCUGUGAAUACGUUAGGUAACAUGUUAUUGUCAUACCUGUAAAAACAUGGAGUGUUGGACAUCAAACACCAAGAAAACAAUGGAUCUACUGUGUUUGGUGAUUGUCUUCUGUUCAUACGGAAUAGUUGCCUUGCCCCUGAAUGAUGUGAUCCGACAUUAUGAACAGGUGCAUUUUGACAGCCACGCCAUAUUAUCAGACCAUCACCGAGUAAGGAGAGGAACGGACGAUGAACUGAAGUUAACCUUCCGAGCUUUUGACAAGGACUUUCGUCUCAACCUUCGACCUAAUAAUCAUUUGUUUACAUCCGAUGUUGUGUUGGAAAGUUCUACCGGAAGUAUUGUUUACGACACAUCCGGUGCUUAUACUGGAUCAGAUGAAGACGAUAUACGUAGCAGAAUUUAUGGAGUUGUCACAUCGGCGGGUCAUUUUGAGGGUCAACUCGUCUACCCAAACGAGACAUAUAAUAUUGAAGGCUCUAGACGACACUUUCAUGGAGACACAAAUUUCAGCUCAAUUAUAUACAGGUCAUCAGACGUAUCAGUAGAUACCAAAGGCACGAAUUGCAAAUCUGACGAACUCCACCAGAAGUUGAUGAAACACCGGAAGUCUGAAGAAAUGCACGAAGAUCUUCAUAAGCCGACAGAGAAAUGGUCUGACCGGUAUCGACCGUCAAAGCGGCAGCGACGUGCUAUUGACCCAGCAAAGACAGUUUGUGAGGUGUACCUGAAGGCUGACCACACGUUCUUCAACAAAUUCGUUACUAACGACGCCGUGUUAGACCAAAUGACCAAUCAUGUUCAAGCAUCUAAUAAUAUAUUCACAAACAUAGACUUUGAUGGUGAUGGGUCAGCGGACGGCAUUACAUUCCAGAUCAAGCGAGUUACAAUAUACAAUGAUCCCACCAUAUCCGGGUAUCCUUUUCCUCUCCAGUACAGUGUGGAAAGCAUGCUGGACCUCCACUCCAGGGAAAACUACAAUGAUUAUUGUCUCGCCAUCCUCUUCACUUACAGGGACUUUAGUGGUGUCCUUGGUCUAGCCUGGACAGCUGAAUUGGGAUACGCUGGAGGAGUGUGUGAGAAGUCUGGGACAUACCAUAGUGAGACUAAAAGUCUAAACACAGCCCUGGUGACACUACUGAACUAUGGUCGCGAUGUAUCCUCGUUCGUCUCGCACGCAACCUUCGCUCACGAAGUAGGACACAACUUUGGAUCUCAGCAUGAUCCAGAAAAUCAGGGAACAUGUUCUCCGGGAAGCGGAAAUGGAGGAAACUUUAUCAUGUUUCCGAUGGCAACAUCCGGGCACGAGGCAAACAACCAGAUGUUCUCUUCCUGUAGCGUUGGUUACAUGUCUCCAAUUCUGACAGCCAAAGCACGUGACACAACAAAAGGGUGCUUCAAAGCAUCUGGAGUGCCUAUCUGUGGUAAUAACGUGGUGGAGACCGGGGAGGAGUGUGACUGUGGCUGGUCGGACGCCUGUACUGAAUUGUGCUGUAACCCACAGUCUUCUAACCCCUCAGCCACACCCUGUACCAAAGUCAACGUGUCAGCAUCGUCAUGCAGUCCAAGUGAAGGUCCCUGCUGCAGUCCUUCGUGUGUAUUGUAUACAAGCGGAGAAAACCAUGUGUGUCGAACCAACAGCUCCUGUCUAUCACAGGCUCAGUGCGAAUAUCCUUUAAUCAGUGUCCGGGAUCGGAAAUUGACUUACUCUGCGUGCGACUCCAAUCUAUGUCCCAGGCUACUUUCCUUAACUUUCGUCACCGGAACGUCGGCAAGUUGUCCAGCUUCGACUCCCGUUGCCAACGGUACCCAAUGUGCUGAAGGACAGGUCUGCUAUAUGGGGGAAUGUUCCGGCUCCGUUUGUCUCGCUCACAGUCUGGAAUCCUGCCAAUGUAGUCCAACCAAGGCCAAUGACUGGAAGGACGAAAAGCUGUGCGAGGUCUGCUGUGUGUACAACUCCGUCUGCACGCCAUCAACUAAUAUACCCAGUAUUCCCAAAACAACUGCUGUCCCUGGAAGUCCAUGUAAUGACUACAAAGGAUAUUGUGACGUAUUCAACGUGUGCCAAGAGGUUGACCCCACGGGACCCCUGCUGGCCCUGAAGAAACUUCUUCUGGAUGGAGAAGUGUUCCAGACCCUGAAAACCUUUUUAACACAACACUGGUACAUAGGGAUAUGUGCCGCCGUAGUUUUUGUCAUUAUACUGAUCCUGGUGGCGAAGUUUUGUUCUAAAAGUCACGGACCUCCAAAGAGCCCGCGUCAAAACCAGGUGGAGGAUAACAUGACAUCACGUGAUUGUAACAGAGAUAUCGACAUGUACAAUAUACGUAGACGAUAGGACGGACAUUUAUACAAUGUACCACGACGAUAGGACAGACAUUUAUACUAUAUACGUAGACGAUAGGACAGACAUUUAUACAAUAUACGUCGACGUUAGGACAGACAUUUAUACAAUAUACCACGACGAUAGGACAUACAUUUAUACAAUGAAGAACGUCGAUAAGACAGACAUUUAUACAAUAUAGCACGACGAUAGGACAUACAUUUAUACUAUAUACGACGACGAUAGGACAGACAUUUAUACAAUGAAGAACGACGAUAGGACAAAUAUUUUUACAAUAUAUCACGACGGUAGGACAGACAUUUAUACAAUAUACCACGACGAUAGGACAAACAUUUAUACAAUGAAGAACGACGAUAAGACAGACAUUUAUACAAUAUACCAUGACGAUAGGACAGAUAUUUAUACUAUAUACGACGACGAUAGGACAGACAUCUAUACAAUAUACGUCGACGAUAGGACAUACAUUUAUACUAUAUACGUAGACGAUAGGACAGACAUCUAUACAAUAUACGUAGACGAUAGGACAGACAUCUAUACAAUAUACGUAGACGAUAGGACAGACAUUUAUACAAUAUACGUCGAUGAUAGGACAGACAUUUAUACAAUAUACGUCGACGAUAGGACAGACAUUUAUACUAUAUACGUCGACGAUAGGACAGACAUUUAUACUAUAUACCACGACGAUAGGACAGACAUUUAUACAAUAUACGUAGACGAUAGGACAGAUAUUUAUACAAUAUACGUUGACGAUAUGACAGACAUUUAUACAAUAUACCACGA